Molecule: messenger RNA, 3117 nt
Organism: Pteronotus mesoamericanus
Lineage: Eukaryota; Metazoa; Chordata; Mammalia; Chiroptera; Mormoopidae
Gene: SVOP
Product: SV2 related protein
Exons: 16
Coding region: 149-1795 (548 amino acids)
Biological process (GO): transmembrane transport
Cellular component (GO): membrane
Molecular function (GO): transmembrane transporter activity
Source: RefSeq, a predicted model, not a curated record
GGCGGCUUCCUCCCCCGAGCAGCUGCCGCCAGAGGGAGGAAGCGGCGCGGGAGCUGUCCGGCACCUCGGUGCUGAAACCCCGAGCGCCGGUCAUCCACCACCACCAUGUAAGGGCCAUGAAAAGGGCUCGUCCUGGCGCAGCGCGGACAUGGAGGAAGACUUAUUCCAGCUAAGGCAGCUGCCGGUGGUGAAAUUUCGUCGCACGGGCGAGAGUGCCAGGUCAGAGGAUGACGCGGCUUCGGGAGAGCAUGAGGUCCAGAUUGAAGGGGUUCGCACGGGCCUAGAGGCGGUGGAGCUAGAUGAUGGAGCAGCUGUGCCCAAGGAGUUUGCCAAUCCCACCGAUGAUACUUUCAUGGUGGAAGAUGCGGUGGAAGCCAUUGGGUUUGGAAAAUUUCAAUGGAAGCUGUCGGUUCUCACCGGCUUGGCUUGGAUGGCGGACGCCAUGGAAAUGAUGAUCCUGAGCAUCCUCGCGCCCCAGCUGCACUGUGAGUGGCGGCUCCCCAGCUGGCAGGUGGCGCUGCUGACCUCGGUAGUCUUUGUCGGCAUGAUGUCCAGCUCCACCCUCUGGGGAAACAUCUCAGACCAGUAUGGCAGGAAAACAGGGCUGAAGAUCAGCGUGCUCUGGACCCUGUACUACGGGAUCCUCAGUGCUUUCGCGCCCGUGUACAGCUGGAUCCUGGUGCUCCGGGGCCUGGUGGGCUUCGGGAUCGGAGGGGUCCCCCAGUCGGUGACGCUGUAUGCUGAGUUCCUUCCCAUGAAAGCCAGAGCUAAGUGUAUUUUGCUGAUUGAGGUGUUCUGGGCCAUCGGGACAGUGUUUGAGGUCAUCCUGGCUGUGUUCGUGAUGCCCAGCCUGGGCUGGCGUUGGCUGCUCAUCCUCUCGGCUGUCCCGCUGCUCCUCUUUGCAGUCCUGUGUUUUUGGCUGCCAGAGAGUGCAAGGUAUGACGUGCUGUCCGGGAACCAGGAAAAGGCCAUCGCCACCCUCAAGAGGAUAGCGACAGAAAACGGAGCCCCCAUGCCGCUGGGGAAACUCAUCAUUUCCAGGCAGGAAGACCGAGGCAAAAUGAGGGACCUUUUCACGCCCCAUUUUAGAUGGACAACCUUGUUGCUGUGGUUUAUAUGGUUUUCCAAUGCGUUUUCUUACUAUGGAUUAGUUCUGCUCACCACAGAGCUCUUCCAGGCAGGAGAUGUCUGCAGCAUUUCCAGCCGGAAGAAGGCGGUAGAGGCCAAGUGCAGCCUGGCCUGUGAGUACCUGAGUGAGGAGGAUUACAUGGACCUGCUGUGGACCACCCUCUCUGAGUUCCCAGGUGUCCUUGUGACUCUAUGGAUCAUUGACCGCCUGGGCCGCAAGAAGACCAUGGCUCUGUGCUUCGCCGUCUUCUCUUUCUGCAGCCUCCUGCUGUUUAUCUGUGUUGGCAGAACUAUGCUCACCCUGUUACUCUUCAUUGCAAGAGCGUUUAUUUCUGGAGGCUUCCAAGCGGCCUAUGUUUACACGCCCGAGGUGUACCCCACGGCGACGCGCGCGCUGGGCCUGGGCACCUGCAGUGGCAUGGCGAGAGUGGGCGCGCUCAUCACUCCCUUCAUUGCGCAGGUGAUGUUGGAAUCCUCCGUGUACCUGACGCUGGCAGUUUACAGUGGCUGCUGCCUCCUGGCUGCUGUGGCCUCCUGCUUUUUGCCCAUCGAGACCAAAGGCCGCGGACUGCAGGAAUCCAGCCACCGGGAGUGGGGCCAGGAGAUGGUCGGCCGAGGGACGCACGGCACGGGCGUCACCAGGUCGAACUCUGGCUCUCAGGAGUAGUGACCCCUGGGGGCUGAGCUGGUCUUUGAGGCUGUGGAGUGCGGGGAGCUGGUGGAGCCCGCUUGGGGCACCGACCGUCACUGCCGACGCCAAGAACUCACCCGAGAGUACAACCUGGACCCCGGUUGCUCAUUUUCAUUCAGACCCACCCACGAUGGGGAGGCAUUUGCUCCGGGGGUCUUCUGUAUGUGUGGGGGGAGGUUUGUUAAUAAGCUGUGGAUCUGCAUGGGAAACCGCCAUACAAGGAGUGCCUGGUGACACCGGUCACCAGCCAGACGCCAUCCAGAGUUAGCCGGUCCACACCCCUGGUAAACAGCCACCAAAAGAUCUCCGUAGAUACAGUCCAGGCCCAGAGCCUGUAAGACCUGCUGCCUACCAUCCAAACCUGUUCAGUAGGUUUCUCCUGCACCCCAGGCCCCCAGCUUUCUUGUUUGAAAUUGCAGGUGACGUGGGUGUGGCCUGAGCAGCUUGUUCUUGGGUCUGAGAAAUUCUCCCGGGGAAGGGGCCUCUCGGUUUGCCUCCCCAGGAAGGGCCUGACUUCCGGUGACUCCGGCAGAUGGACAUGCAGUUGAACUUGAGCCACAUGCCCCACCUGGCCCCCUUUGGAGUUGCUGUCCCUGGCUCCAGGGGAUCCAAAUGUGUCCAAGGGGACAGCUGAUGACAACCCCAGAAAGCUGUUACGCUGGGCAUUGGGGACUAAGGUGAAAGAAAGGCAAGAAUCAAACCCAAAGUCCAAACAGGGGCCGCCCGUUUGGAAGCAGCGAAGGCCACAUCAGGGCUUGUUUUCUUGCCCCCUCCUCGGCUGGGUGGAUUGGUGACUCUUGGGGAAAGAAAACAGUUAACUCAGGUCUCAGCACUUGAGAUCUUGAGCUUGGGUGGAUGGCUAAACAGACAGAGAAAACGAAAAGAUGCUAUGCCCACCACCCUUGCUAUCAAGGGUCGGCUUGGUCUUCACACAGAGGCAGCUCCUGGGAUUCCGGCAACAGAACCCACAACAGGGAUGCCAUGGGGUGGGGAGGAAUGGGAUGUGUGAAACGUGCACAUUUCCAAAGGAAGAGAAAGGAGGUCAUUUCGGUUUCGGGUUGGCCUUGGAAGGAAGGGCUGACACCAUGUCUCAGCUGACAACAUCCACCGCCUGGAUUUGGUUUGCAGGAGCCUUUUCCCUGUCUUGAAGGCAGGGGACCUAGAGAAGGAGGGAGGAAGCUGCUGGAUCCCAUCAAAGGCCAGAGAAGACUGACCCUCUGCUUGGAGAUAUCUGCUUGAAGUCAAUGUUGCGAGGAAGCCAAAUGUGUACGUUCAUCUCUUAUUAAAACAUGUUGGUG